Molecule: messenger RNA, 320 nt
Organism: Racocetra fulgida
Lineage: Eukaryota; Fungi; Glomeromycota; Glomeromycetes; Diversisporales; Gigasporaceae
Source: the annotation of a GenBank genome assembly
UUGAUUAUGUUGAUUAUGAUUUCGAAUAUUGUUUCGGUAGUGAACGACUUGAUAAUGCGGAGAAUCGUGAGGCUGGAAAUCAUUAUUGGUUUGUUGAGGCACGAAACUAUAAUAUUGGGAACUAUAAUUAUUUCGAAUUCGGUGAUUAUAGAGUUGAUUAUGUUGAUUAUGUUGAGUAUGAAGUUGAUAAGAUGAAGGAUUAUGAACAAGAUGAGGCUGGAAAUUAUAAUGAACGACUUGAUAAUGCGGAGAAUCAUAAGCAAGAUGAGGCUAGAAACCGUAAUUGUUUUGUUGAGGCUCAAACUAUAAGGCUGGGAACC